Messenger RNA from Hemicordylus capensis (graceful crag lizard), 3564 nucleotides. Its product is annotated as zinc finger protein 436-like. The record is from RefSeq and is a predicted model, not a curated record. Gene Ontology annotation, molecular function: DNA-binding transcription factor activity, RNA polymerase II-specific; RNA polymerase II cis-regulatory region sequence-specific DNA binding. The transcript has 6 exons. Lineage: Eukaryota; Metazoa; Chordata; Lepidosauria; Squamata; Cordylidae. Gene Ontology annotation, biological process: regulation of transcription by RNA polymerase II. The coding region runs from base 1132 to 3033 and encodes 633 amino acids.
UAUAAAUGUAAUAAUAAUAAUAAUAAUAAUAAUCUAUAACAAUCUAAUAAUCUAUAACAAUUGACAAUAAAAUUCUGGCAUCCCAGGUCCUUGGGAGGGACUCGAUGUCUGGAUAAAACAAACCAGUCAAUAACACCUGUCUGACUGUGUAAACAAGAGAGAUAAUAAUAAUAAUAAUAAUAAUAAUAAUAAUUCAAGUGGGGUGGGGAGAGUGGGCUUUUCCAAAAUAGUGUCACAGACCACUAGAUGUCAGUGUUCUACCAUGAAAGAUGUCCAUCUUAUACCAUGACCUAUAGAUUAUGUGGAGAGAUCAGGUAUUUCAGAACAGCUUCCCGCAUGCUUUGAGCUGAUAGCAGCAGAGAUCCAGAGGCCUUUCACACCCUUCACUGACUGAAAAUGUAAAUAAAAUCUGUUGCUCUUUUUUCGGGGUGAAGCAGCCAUGGCAGCUGGGGCUCCCAUGAAGGAUUUCCACAAUGAAGCUACUUGUCCCAUCUGGCUGGUAUUUCACAGAUCCAGUGACCAUUCUAGAGUGUGGGCACAAUUUCUGCCAAGCCUGCCUGACCCAGUGCUGGGGGGAGUCAAACACGGAAGCAUCCUGCCCUCAGUGCAGAGAAACUGUUCAGAAAAGGAAUUUCAUCCCAAAUCUGCAACUGAAAGGUUUUGUGGAAAUAACCAAGAAAUUAAGUCUUCAGGGAGGAAACCGGGAGGAAGGAGAGGAGAGAGAUUGUGAGAAACACCAAGAGCCCCUGGAACUCUUCUGUAAAGACCAUGAAAGCCCCAUCUGUGUGGUGUGUGAGAAAUCCAAGGAACAUGAAAAGCACACCGUCAUUCCUUAGGAGGAGGCUUCUGAAGAGUAUAAGAAUCAGAUCAGCAGCCGCCUAAAGUUUCUGAGGAGGAAGAGAAAGAAAAUUCUGACACACCAUGCAGACACAGAAAAGGAAAGCCAGGACCUACUUACACUCUGGUAUCUGGACUUUUGCUGCAGAAAGUCAGGAAUUCACAAUUUUGCCUGUCAACCAACUGCUUUUCUGGAGUCACUGGUAUUUUGACAUGUCCCAUUGAAAGAUUUGCCAGUUCUGUGGAAAUAAUUGGCAGGACCUAUUCCAGAGGCCCUUGCCCCAAGGAGGGAAAAUGGCAGCAGAUAGGGGCAAUGAGUUAGCACUGGAUUCCCCAGUGAAGGUUGUGGAGGGGCUGGACAAAAGCCCUGAACCAGAGAAGGAAGUGGGAAUAAAUCCUUGUGACAGCCAAGCCGGAAGUACUAGGGAAUUCUGGGAAAGAACCGCACCUCAGCAGGUUAAGCAGGAGUCAAAUCAACAGUUGCAGCAGUGCUGGGAAGCCAAAUUCCAGGGGUUUGUGAAAGCUCUGGAGUCCCCUCCGUCAGAUGGGACCAACUCUCAGCUUCUGCAGUUCAGGCCAAGGGACAAAUGUCAGGCUCUUCUGUCCUCCUUUGGAGAUGGAGCUGACCCCAACCAGCAUCCUGACGGAGAGAAGAUGGCUCCGUUCCCACCAGGCUUAUGUAUGGAAUCCCAGCGGACUGAUGCCAACCUGUUGCCACACAACAAAAGAGGCUCCGGAGAAGUCAAAGAAGAGAACGUGGACAGGGAGGCUGUGAGCUCAGAUACCCCACAGCAACACUUCCGGCAGUUCUGCUACCAGGAAGCAGACGGGCCCCGGGUCACCUUCAGAAGACUCUGGGAAUUUUGCCAUCGGUGGCUGAGGCCAGAGACACACACCAAGGAGCAGAUUCUGUCGCUGGUGAUCCUGGAGCAGUUCCUGACUGUCCUGCCUCAGGAAAUGCAGAGCUGGGUAAGGCGGCACAGUCCGGAGACCUGCUCCCAAGCAGUGGCCCUGGCCGAGGAUUUCCUGCUGAAGCAGCAAGAGGAUGAGAAACAGGAGGAGCCGACGUUCAAGGAGAUCGUUGUUAAUUUCCCUGAGGUGGAGAUGGCUGAGACAAGUCUCUGGCAGAGGCCACUCUUUGGAGAGCUCAAACAGGAGAAUGACUGGGAUGCCACCUCAUUGGAAGGUGAUGAGAUGGUAUAUGAGAAUGAGGAAACUCAGCACAAAAAAUCAACAGAACAGGAACCAGACAGGAUGUUGGCAGGAAGACCAGAAAAGGUCAUUUCCCCCAGUCCUGAUCAGGAUGAUGCCCUUGACAGCCAGCAAGGAAGCCAACCAGAAAAAGAAGGAGACCUCUUCAUACGUGCUCAGGGAACCUAUGAGGAACUCCCAGGAAUGGCUGUGCCGCAAGAAAUUUCCAGAGGGUUUGGAGAAAUGAUCCCAGUGGAAUGGGGAGAAAGCUUUAGACAGAGCUCUGAUCUUAUUGUGCAAGAACGGUCCCACCCAGUAGAGAAAAAGUACAAAUGUUUAGACUGUGGGAGGUGCUUUGGUCAGCACUCACACCUAAUCACUCACAAAAAAAUUCACACUGGUGAAAAACCAUACCCAUGCUUGGAAUGUGGGAAAAGUUUCCGACGGCGCGCACACCUUGUAGAGCAUGAGAGAAUCCACACGGGAGAGAAACCCUAUAAGUGCCCUGAAUGUGAGAAAGGCUUCUGCGACAGAUCAAGUUUCAAUACCCAUGCGAGGAUACACACAGGAGAGAAGCCGUACAAAUGCACAGACUGCGGGAAAUGCUACAGUCGCCACGCGAGUUUGGCCGACCAUAAGAGAACCCACACAGGAGAGAAGCCGUAUAAAUGCCUGGAAUGUGAGAAGUGCUUCAGUGGGAGAUCAAAUUUCAAUGCACACAAGAGAAUCCAUGUGGAAGAGAAACCUCAUAAAUGCGCAGACUGCGGAAAAACUUUCACUCGACUCUCGAACCUCACUGACCAUAGGAGGACCCACACGGGGGAGAAGCCGUAUAAGUGCAAAGAGUGUGGCAAGGGCUUUAGUUGUAGCUCGCUCCUUAUCAAGCACAAGCGGAACCACACAGGAGAGAAACCCUAUCUGUGCUCAGAGUGUGGCAAAAGCUUCAGCAUGAGCUUUAUCCUCAUCAGGCAUAAGAGAAUCCACAGCAGGGGGAAAGUCAUAUAAAUAAUGCUGUUGCCAGAGGGGAAGCUAGGAGUUUUCUCUGCAAGCAGAAUGAGGUGGGAAUAGUAGAAUGGAUUAUGGCAUUUCAGUUCAGAGGAGGGCAACCAAGAUGUUGAGGAGCUGGGAAGAAGCCAAGUCCUAUGUAGGAUGGUUGAAGAAGCUGGGUAUGUUGAUGUGCAGUUUACCAAGGAGAUUAGCAUGCUCUAGCAGGCACUUGUUUCUGUGCUGCUCUAAGAGGCAAGGCUUUUCCGGAAAGAAGAUUAUGGUACUUCUGAUGAAGACUAUCUCAUAACUGACCUUUGCCUAGGAAGUCUGUCAAGUUUCUUGUUCAGGACUAUUAUCUCUCACCUAUGAGGAUCUACUUCAAGCAAUUUGGCACUACAAGCAUUACGUCAGCUUCUGUCAAGAACAACAUCUUUUAUUUUGUGGAGCUUUUCAUUAGCCCACAUUGUCUGUAUUUACAGUAUCUCUGUAUUGUUGAUGCCUUUUGUGGUUUGUGGGUCAGAUUAUACUUGGAGUAUUUUUUUCACCCUU